This is a messenger RNA of Procambarus clarkii (red swamp crayfish), 999 nucleotides long. The record is from RefSeq and is a predicted model, not a curated record. Lineage: Eukaryota; Metazoa; Arthropoda; Malacostraca; Decapoda; Cambaridae.
AGCGUGACAGUAACACAAGAGGCCGUGACAGUGACACAAGAGGCCGUGACAGUGACACAAGAGGCCGUGACAGUGACACAAGAGGCCGUGACAGUGACACAAGAGGCCGUGACAGUGACACAAGAGGGCGUGACAGUGACACAAGAGGGCGUGACAGUGACACAAGAGGGCGUGACAGUGACACAAGAGGGCGUGACAGUGACACAAGAGGGCGUGACAGUGACACAAGAGGGCGUGACAGUGACACAAGAGGGCGCGCAGCCAGAGAACGUCGAUCGUGAGAGACGAGGAGACAGGAAAAGCAGAGGAAGGGAAGAGGGAUGGCAGCGGCAGACCAAAAAAGGGAGCCACAGCGGAAGGCAGCGGGAUAAAGAAGAUUCUAUUUAUUUUAUAGCAAUCCAUGAAGAGUUUCGAGCUUUUCUAGAAACCUUUGAAGCUUUCAGCUUGAAUAGAAGAGAAAUUAGCUCUGUCUACCACAGUAGAAGAUCCUUUGAACAGUUUCAGCUGUGUGACAGUAAACAGCAAGAGAGUCAUACCGGUGACACAGUAGACAGCAGGAGCCCCAUGGUCAUUCCGGUGCGACAACAGCAGGAGAGUCAUUCCGGUGACAGUAGACAGCAGGAGAGUCAUUCCGGUGACAGUAGACAGCAGGAGAGUCAUUCCGGUGACAGUAGACAGCAGGAGAGUCAUUCCGGUGACAGUAGACAGCAGGAGAGUCAUUCCGGUGACAGUAAACAGCAGGAGAGUCAUUCCGGUGACAGUAGACAGGAGAGUCAUUCCGGUGACAGUAGACAGCAGGAGAGUCAUUCCGGGGACAGUAGACAGCAGGAGAGUCAUUCCGGUGACAGUAGACAGCAGGAGAGUCAUUCCGGUGACAGUAGACAGCAGGAGAGUCAUUCCGGUGACAGUAGACAGCAGGAGAGUCAUUCCGGUGACAGUAGACAACAGGAGAUUCGUUCUAGUGACAGAAGACAGCUCUUCUACGACCUAUUGUUGUGA